AUGACGGCUACUGCCAUUCCGUGCACAUCGCCCGUUUUGGCAUCGUCCGAGCGAUGCCGUUUCGGUGCUCUUGGUUCUACUAGCUGUACACAGAACGUAAUGGCCGCAGCAGCUGCUGCAGCUGCAUCCAUAUUAUUUGGCGGUGCUGUGCGAGGUGCACACAGUGCAGCAGCAUCCGAUAUUGGUUUGGCUGCUGCUGCUGAUGAUGAUGAUGAAGCANUAGAUGCCACGGUAGCAACAACAACAACAACAGCAGCAGCAGCAACAACGAAUCCUUCGGUUUCAGUUUCAUGCACAUCUUCGCUAGCUGAUGCAGAGCCAAGCGUUUGGUAG
Messenger RNA from Anisakis simplex (herring worm), 333 nucleotides. The record is from the annotation of a GenBank genome assembly. NCBI's taxonomy places the organism in Eukaryota, Metazoa, Nematoda, Chromadorea, Rhabditida, Anisakidae.